AUGGCCGCUGCUCUGUGCCGCGGCGCCUCCCCCCGUCCUGGCCCGGCGCGGCUGCUGCUGCUGCUGCUCGGAGGCCUCCUGUGCGCGGCCCCGGUGCGGGGCGACGCGGACCCGCAGUCGGACCUGGACCCGCACGCGCGGCACAGUUACAACGCCGAGAUGCUGCGCCACGGCGCCCAGAGCGCCCCGCACUUCGUCAUGUUCUUCGCCCCCUGGUGUGGACACUGUCAACGUCUGCAACCAACUUGGAAUGAUCUGGGAGACAAAUACAACAACGUGGAAAAUCCAUCAGUCUAUGUUGUAAAAGUGGAUUGCACUAUAGAUCUUCCACUCUGCUCUGAAUUUGGAAUCAGAGGAUACCCCACCCUAAAGCUGCUUAAACCAGGCCAAGAACCUGUGAAAUACCAGGGUCCUAGAGACUUCCAGGCACUGGAAAGCUGGAUGUUGCAGACACUAAAUGAGGAACCAGCUGAGCAAGAAUCUGAUCUGCAACCACCAAAACUUCCGGAACCUAAACAGGGAAUGCAUGAUCUCUCAGCAGCCAAUUUCAAGAUGCAUAUAGCAGAAGGUAAUCACUUUAUCAAAUUCUUUGCCCCUUGGUGUGGCCACUGCAAAGCUUUGGCUCCAACCUGGGAACAGCUGGCCUCAGUUCUUGAACAUUCUGAAACUGUCAAGAUUGGCAAGGUUGACUGUACACAGCAUUAUGAAGUCUGUUCUGAAAACCAAGUUCGUGGAUAUCCCACCCUCCUCUGGUUUAAGAAUGGUGAAAAGGCUGACCAGUAUAAAGGAAAGAGGGAUUUGGAUUCAUUAAAGGAAUAUGUCGAUUCUCAGCUACAAAAUGCCAAGAAAGCCCCAGAUGCCGAGAAGCCAUCUGAAGUUCCACAGCAGCCUGCAGAACCCACUCAUGGUGAGGCUACAGUCCUGUCUCUCUCUGAAAAAGACUUUGACCAAACCAUUGCUAAAGGGGUUACCUUUAUUAAAUUCUAUGCUCCAUGGUGUGGUCACUGUAAGAACUUGGCUCCAACUUGGGAGAACCUCUCCAAAGAACAAUUCCCAGGUUUGACAGAUGUCAAAAUAGCAAAAGUAGAUUGCACCAUCGAACGUAAUGUCUGCAACAGAUUUUCUGUGAACGGUUAUCCAACACUGUUGCUUUUCCGAGCAGGGGAGAAAGUCAGUGAACACAAUGGAGCCAGAGAUCUUGAAACGCUGCAUAAGUUUGUUUUGCGUCAGGCAAGGGAUGAAUUGUAAAACACACAUGGAUACUUCUGCUCUGACUGUUCUUGUACACUAAUGGGGAGAGUUAAAUCAAGUUAAUGAUAUUGAUUUUCAAAGGGUGGGGUUGGUUUUUUGUUGUUUUUGAAAACUGAAUGUACUGACUUGUGGUAUCUUCCUUGUGUGUGUUUUAAAGCCACACCGUACUGACUUUUUCAUUGUUUGUCAAGGAAAACUGGUAACAAGUAGUUACUGUGCAAAUUGAGUAUUUUCAGCAUCAGUAUUACUACAUUUCUACCUUCCCCUGUGGAGAUAUAAAUGGUUUCCUUUGAGCCUAAAAUAGAUGAGGAAAAUCAAGUUAAGGGACUGGGUAAACUAUUUUUAUCUUCAGGUUGAAUUUGGGUAAAGGCUUGCUACCAAAGUACAGCUUACAAAGUGCUCACCAUUACUAGAAAGGUACAAGCUACAGCUGUACUAAUAAAUGUUGCCUUUUCAACUGAAGCUAAAAACUCUGUCUUAAUAUAGCAGCUGGUCAAAAAAUGGGAGGUUGAAAAAGAAAACACACCCCUUUGGAAGAUACCAGGCUUGUUUCCUGUUAAUAUUUCUCUAGUCAUGGGAGGCUGUAGCCAUAAUGAAAGUAGUGGUACUUUUACUAUGUGCCUGAAUAUUACUGAUGCCAUAGCAGAUGGGGGAUUUUAUAACAGUUCAAACAGGACACUUCUCUUCAAUGCUAGAGGAGAGGAUGUUAUCAUAACAACCACUUAAUUAUUUUCCAAGAGAUGUCUACCUCUCUAACACCUUUAGAAACAACUGGUUGCAAAUAAUUUUCUAUACCAUAUUUCUCUUGCCUCAGUUUACUGCUAGAACCACUCAUCUGACUUAACCAGCAGGAGCAGAUGAACUCAUGGUUUAUUUAAUAAGCAGACUGAUACUUCAAAAGUGUUUCUUGUUCCUUAAAAUGAGAAGCAAAACUCCUCUUCAGUACCACUGCAGUUCAGUUCCUGUUGCUACCUUUGAAUGGGAGGACCAUACACUUUGUUGCCUUGAAUGAUGACCUGAUUGUGUGAGGUGUUCUAAUACAUUAAAGCCAAAGAAUUUACAAUGCAGACACUGUUAGUUUGCUAAUGUAGUUGUAUCUUUUCUUCUAAGGGGCUAAAUUCUGCCCUCAUUCAUGCAUCAAAAUUCAUUGACAUCUCUGGGAAUUACAUAUGUCCGCACUUUGCUCUAAGUCAAGUUGUUGUUUUUGUGUCCAUAUGUAAUACUGAUAUAAAGAGAAUUUUCACUUAUUUCUGACAAGGACCACAGGUUCUGUUCAAACUAAAACUGGGUAAGCAUGGAAAGUGUACAAUGAGGGCUAAAUAUUGUAUGGCAGAUGUAUUAGAAAAAAUGUAUAGACAUCUGCCUUAAAGGAAGCCUUUAUUAAUGUUUUUUAAAACUCUUGUGAAGCACAAUCUCGUGAGUAGCCCAAGCUUUGGCUCAUGAGUUUCUUGUAUAAAAUCAAAGUAGUACAAUUGUUUACACUGAGACUUUCUAAAUAAAAAC
Messenger RNA from Emys orbicularis (European pond turtle), 2754 nucleotides. RefSeq names its product thioredoxin domain containing 5 (gene TXNDC5). The record is from RefSeq and is a predicted model, not a curated record. The coding region runs from base 1 to 1248 and encodes 415 amino acids. Gene Ontology annotation, molecular function: protein disulfide isomerase activity. Gene Ontology annotation, cellular component: endoplasmic reticulum. NCBI's taxonomy places the organism in Eukaryota, Metazoa, Chordata, Testudines, Emydidae. The transcript is spliced from 10 exons. Gene Ontology annotation, biological process: protein folding.